AUGCCUGUACCGGUCAACACGGCCCACGCCGGCCCGUCCAACGUGGACAAGAUGAAGAUGGGUGCCAUGAUGGGCGGCACCGUCGGCGUCAUCAUCGGCUUCAUCUAUGGAACUGUUAGCAUCUUUCGAUAUGGUGCAGGACCCAAUGGCAUUAUGAGGACCUUGGGUCAGUACAUGGGAGCAUCAGGAGCUACCUUCGGCUUCUUCAUGUCCAUUGGCAGUGUCAUCCGCUCCGACGCCUCUCCUAUCGUCCAGCAAGCCUACUGGAACUCGCGACGGAGUCCCAUCAUCAUGGCCGCAGCCCACCGAGCCCCUUUCCCAGCGCGAAAACAAUAA
Molecule: messenger RNA, 336 nt
Organism: Diaporthe citri
Lineage: Eukaryota; Fungi; Ascomycota; Sordariomycetes; Diaporthales; Diaporthaceae
Exons: 5
Coding region: 1-336 (111 amino acids)
Biological process (GO): protein insertion into mitochondrial inner membrane; protein import into mitochondrial matrix
Cellular component (GO): TIM23 mitochondrial import inner membrane translocase complex
Source: RefSeq, a predicted model, not a curated record